AUGGACCCUGGGAAUAGUGAUGCACACACUGGUGGUAGUAAUGAUGCAGAGCCUUCCAAUUUGGGCGGUGGUGAUUUUGAUGUGGUAUUUUGCAGUGUCGCCCAGCAAGUAAUGGCAAAGAUAGCAAGAAAUUCAGGGGAACAUUGCUGCUCACCAGCUCACCAAGGCUGCUCGAUCAAGCAGAUCACUCGUAUGAAUCCCCCAUCGUUCUCAGGAGGAGUCGACCCGUUCGUGGCAGAGAACUGGGUCCAAGAGAUUGAGGAGACAUUUGCAGUUCUCCCUUGCACUGAGGAACAGAAAGUAUCAUUUGCCACCUUUAAGAUAACAGGGGAGGCUAAACGCAGGUGGAAGUCAGUGAGGUUGCUAGAGGAGCAGAGGUCGUAUGUAGCUAGAUUUGUGGAGUUAUCCCAAUUCGCCCCAUACAUGGUACCGGAUGAGGAGAAGAAGGUGAGAAAUUUUGAGGAAGCCCUGAGACAGAGUAUCUAUGAGCAGGUGGGGGAAUUCCAGGUCCAGACCUUCUUAGAGCCAGUUAAUAAAGCCACGGUGAUAGAGACUAGCCUACAGAGAGGUGCUAGGGUGCAGAGUCAGAGGAAGAGGCCCACGCCCCCUAAAUUUCGAGCAGGAACCAACUGA
Molecule: messenger RNA, 633 nt
Organism: Malania oleifera
Lineage: Eukaryota; Viridiplantae; Streptophyta; Magnoliopsida; Santalales; Ximeniaceae
Exons: 2
Coding region: 1-633 (210 amino acids)
Source: RefSeq, a predicted model, not a curated record